UUUCCCGCCUUGACGCCUGCUGUGCGUACGCCGACUCCUAGCAAAACAAAACAUUUAUACUGGUUUUAAUCAAAAGUAAACCAAAUCUCCUUUAAAAAAUGUAAUCUCGUGUAACAUCAGUGCACAAUGUUAUAGUGUAACUAUUUAAAAAAGCGGAAAAGUGUCCUACAGCCAGAUCAUUUGUGUGAAUGCAUUGGAUACCUUCGACACAGAAAGAAACGCCAAGGAUAAGAGAAGCAUACAGCAAUCAACAUUCCUCGCCGUGCGCUUUCUCGACAUCUGUUAUCUUUACACGGCAUUGUAGCCAUUAUUACUACCGUAAACAAAUCAACGCUCAUCGUGCAGCAACAAUCUAAUCAAUCUUUCUCGCUGGCGACACAGACACACACACGUACACUCGCCAGUGCAACACAGCCAAGAACUAUCGAACAUCGACCAUACACCAAUAAACGUUCGUCAGCAGAGUGCGAAAUUGAAUGAACGGCCGUGCACGGUCGGUGUGCUGCUAACAGCUUCAAUUAGAGAGGCUGUAGAAUCUUCACCCGAUUGCUACCCGACACUUCCCGCAGCAUCACAGGCGACGAGAUAGCAUUAUCUGGGCAUUGCAACUACGCUGACUGCAGGAGGGUUGGCCCGCGUAGAAAGGGAAGCUCAUCCCGCCUGAUAGUAGAUUCCCUUUCAAGCUGUUGCUUGAUAAAAACCAUCGCGUGUAAUACAAUCAGCGUGAGAGAUGUCUACGAUCCCUCGCGCACUGUAACCCAGGAGGGUAUGUCCGGCGUUGGUGUGAAGAGCAGUCGUCAGCGAACCGUCGAUCAGGUCGGUCACUGGGAGCGUGUCCUAUGACGGCGUUAGCGCUUUGCCUACGAUGACAAUGUCUGCUGAAACUGCGAAGCCGGAUGGCUCGGGUGAGCACAGCCAACCCGGUGCGCAGGAUGACGGCGAUGCAGGCAGCAGUAAUGUAGCAGGUGCUAUGGCAACGGCCAGCGUACGGGCGGAACGAUGGUACGAGAAAAUCUCCGUCGAACCGUCGAUGUUCCUGUACAUGAUGGCGUUUAUGCUAACGUCGGUGGUGGAGCAGGCGUUCUUCCUGUACAAAGCGUGCACCGUCGAUCAUGGCUAUUCGCACGAGAUUUGCCUCAACAUCGAGCAGUACCAGGAUAUCAAAAAGCAGGUCCAGGUGACGACCUCGACCUUUCAUCAGUGGAACAACAUCGCCAUGUACGUGGUGCCGAUCGUGCUGGCCCUGUUUCUCGGCGCCUGGUCCGAUAGACGUGGCCGCAAGCUGCCACUCAUCCUCGGGCUGAUGGGCAAGUUUGUCUACUCGGUCAUGAUCGUGGUGAACACGCGCAUGCCCUCGUGGCCGGUCGAGUACAUCAUCUACACGGCCACGAUCCCGAGCGUACUGACCGGGGCCGACAUUGCCAUCUUCGCCUCCUGCUUUGCGUACAUCUCCGACAUCACGACGGUGGAGGAGCGCACGCUGCGCAUUACGAUACUGGACGCCACCUACCUCAGCACCAUGCCGAUCGGUGUCGCGCUCGGCAAUGUGAUCUUCAACCACACGGGCAAAUCGUACACGAUCAUGUUCAUCAUCAACGCGUCCCUGCUCGCCUGCUCGAUCGUGUACUCGAUGCUGCGGCUGAAGUCGCGCACCACCGAACGCCAGUGCUCGAUCCGCGAGCUGCCGUGGUACCGCAUGCCGCUGGACUUUUUCGACCGCCAGCACGUGGUGCGCUCGGUGCGCACGUUCGUACGCCGGCGGACGAUGCACCGGCGCACCUACAUGUACCUGCUGAUGGUGGCCAUGUCGUUCUACACGUUCCAGCGCGACGAGAAGCCCAAGAUGUACCUGUACACGCAGCUGCGCUUCAACUGGGACACGGAUCUGUACAGCUACUUCAAGACGUACCAGUCGGCGGCGUACGUGGUGAUGAUGUUUCUCGGCGUGCCGCUCUUCACGAAGGUGCUCGGGCUGAAGGACACGCUGAUCAUAAUGAUUGGUGCGCUGGCGCACGCCAGCGCCCGGUUCGUGUACAUCUUUGCCCAGGUCGGCUGGGUGCUGUACAUCGGGGCUACCAUCUCGAGCGUGGGCCCGGUGGUGGCGCCCGUGCUCCGGUCCAUGAUUUCCAAAAUGGUGCCCACCAACGAGCGCGGCAUCAUCUUUUCGUUCCUUUCCGUGUUCGACAAUGCGGUGCCGCUGUUUAGCGGCGUACUGUACACGCAGGUGUACAACUCGUCGAUCAACACGUACCCGCAGGCCAUCUUUCUGCUUACCAUGGGCACGCAGAUGAUCGUGUUUUUCAUUGCACUCGCAAUACACAUUUCACUCCGAGGUCGACGGAUGGAAGAAUGCACCCCGGUCGAGAAGCCACCGGGAAGCGGGCUGAUCGACGAAGCGAAGGCUCCCGCUAUCGAUGACGAUGCGCCGGCCGUUUCUCAAUCAUAGUGCGGCAGGUGACAGUGUACCGCCACCGCCACCUUCCGUUUAGUGCGAUCCGACUGAUAAUCCGUUCGCGUGACGAUCGUGAUGUGAGUGAUAAUGCAAGGCAGUUUGGUGGUAAAGUGCUUCAAGUGGUGUGUUAUUAGCAUUACUUUCUACCGAUUCGUACGAAACCAUCCGUUAGUGUUAGAGUUUAAAAGAUUUGUUUCCUUUUUUGCAAAUAGAUCCCUUUGGUAACA
Molecule: messenger RNA, 2679 nt
Organism: Anopheles arabiensis
Lineage: Eukaryota; Metazoa; Arthropoda; Insecta; Diptera; Culicidae
Product: proton-coupled folate transporter
Exons: 4
Coding region: 866-2446 (526 amino acids)
Biological process (GO): transmembrane transport
Cellular component (GO): membrane
Molecular function (GO): transmembrane transporter activity
Source: RefSeq, a predicted model, not a curated record